Molecule: messenger RNA, 893 nt
Organism: Guyanagaster necrorhizus
Lineage: Eukaryota; Fungi; Basidiomycota; Agaricomycetes; Agaricales; Physalacriaceae
Exons: 2
Coding region: 166-765 (199 amino acids)
Source: RefSeq, a predicted model, not a curated record
GUGGUGGUUUCGGGUCGAGAAGGAGCUGGUAGCCUUCCCGGCGACAUAGAACGGACAUUCUGUCGCUGAAAUUGAGAACAAAAUUCUCGCAAGUGAAUGCGACAUGUACCGGUCUUGGCUGCACCAUUCGCCUUGUGUCAGGCCUUGCAUGAGCAUGCGCUAGUCAUGACAACUCCAUCGAAAUCACCCGGUGCCGUUACGGACGCGAGUUCAUUGGUGUUCGUGAGCACGAUCUCGAGCACUGAAAUCGAGAAAGGCGUGGAGUUUGCUGCAGUAAAGAUGGCUUCAUACCGGUCCUGGCCACUCUCGGAGGACGGCGUAGGUUCGCGAAGGAGGAGAACGUUGGCCCUGGACGUCAUCGUGGUCAGCGACACAAAGGGUAAUGUGACCCUUGAACAUCGACCAUCACCUAGAACAUCGCCCACUUUCUGCCCCAAUACCAAGCACGAUUCCGACACUGAAGAUGAGGACUGUCUUCUACUGUCUGGCUAUGCUGGUAUCCACGGUGAACAAAAUGCUAAAUGUCAGCGGACGAGCUCUCCAACGUCUGCAUUCGCUGAGGACAACGAUACAGCCGCAUACAUUGAAGAUUGCCAGCUGCCUCCAUUUGAGGUUUCAAUUUCUGCGGAGGAUAAUUCAAGAUAUGGUGAGGUUGUCAUGUACGCCCACUAUCUAUGGUUCUACUGUGCUUCACACUGCCAUAGUGAAGUUCCGUUCUUCAGCAAUAAUAUCCUCGGAGAACGUACGCAAAUUUUUCAUGUUUAAUGGUGAUGGGAUCUUUUUCAGAUUUAAAUGGAGUUUUUCAAGGCGGUGAAGGUUACGGAGUCCUUGUUGUAAAGGUAGCUACAGCCAUUGACAUAAGUAAAAUGUAUAUUAGAAACCGUAUGGCUUAC